GCUGCCUUUGUGUCACGUGAUCGGCGGCGAGGUUUUCGUCGUGCAUGGUGGUCUACCCAUGGACUCAAUCGUCACGUUAGCCGACAUCAACUCGGUCGACAGGCGCCAUGACGUUCCGAUCAAGCACUGCGCGCUGAUGGGGUACCCAAAGGGCCAAAAGGUGAUCGCAAAGAAG
This is a messenger RNA of Symbiodinium necroappetens, 175 nucleotides long. Lineage: Eukaryota; Dinophyceae; Suessiales; Symbiodiniaceae. The record is from the annotation of a GenBank genome assembly.